Molecule: messenger RNA, 2303 nt
Organism: Tachysurus fulvidraco (yellow catfish)
Lineage: Eukaryota; Metazoa; Chordata; Actinopteri; Siluriformes; Bagridae
Gene: stub1
Product: STIP1 homology and U-Box containing protein 1
Exons: 8
Coding region: 404-1264 (286 amino acids)
Biological process (GO): protein polyubiquitination; protein quality control for misfolded or incompletely synthesized proteins; cellular response to misfolded protein
Cellular component (GO): cytoplasm; Z disc
Molecular function (GO): ubiquitin protein ligase activity; protein-folding chaperone binding
Source: RefSeq, a predicted model, not a curated record
UCUCGUUACGUAAUUGAAGUUUCUGUCAUGGCCGCCGGACGUCAUGUAACCAAAACAAUCUGUAAAAUGACUGUUUCACGGUGACAUGAUGUCUGAAUCUCUGUAGCUUUAGAUAAACAUGGGAGCAUUUUUAAAUAGUUUUCUUCCGUAAUGGUGGUAAUUAUACAACUACAGGCAGAAAAGGAGCUAUAGGAAUUUACUUGUGCAGGAGCAGAGCUAGUUAGCAUUAGCGUUAAAAUUAGCAUUAGAAUUAGCAUUAGCGUUAUUCGGCUGAGGCUCCCAGUGUGGCUCGGCUGUGUAAGCGGGACAGGAGGGAGCUGUAUUUACACCCGCUGAAGAGACGGGGAACAGAAUUGGGAAACAGCACGGGGAAGCGGCGGCCGGUGCCGAGCCCGUGGAGAAGAUGGCAGGCAGCCCGGAGAAGAGCUGCUCCUCAGCCCAAGAGCUCAAAGAGCAUGGCAACCGUCUGUUCCUCUGUAGGAAGUACCAGGAGGCCGUCACCUGCUACAGUAAAGCUAUCAACCGGAACCCAUCAGUGGCGGUGUACUACACUAACAGAGCGCUGUGCUACGUGAAGCUGCAGCAGUAUGAUAAGGCUCUGGCUGACUGUAAACUUGCACUGGAGCUCGACAGCCAGUCAGUGAAAGCACAUUUUUUCCUGGGUCAGUGUCACCUGGAGCUGGAGAACUACGAAGAGGCUAUUGGAAAUCUACAAAGAGCAUAUAACCUGGCUAAAGAGCAGCGACUGAACUUCGGCGAUGACAUUCCCAGCGCCCUGCGUUACGCUAAGAAGAAGCGUUGGAACAGCAUGGAGGAGAAGCGCAUCAGCCAGGAGAACGAGCUGCACGCCUAUCUCACCAAACUGAUCCUGGCUGAAAGGGAGCGGGAACUCGAAGAUUACAGAGAGAAGCAGGGCGAUGACAAUAUGAGUGACGGAGACAUCAGCAAGAUCAAAACCAAACACGAUAAAUAUCUGAUAGACAUGGAUGAGCUCUUUUCCCAAGUGGAUGAGAAGAGGAAGAAGCGAGAGAUCCCUGACUAUCUGUGUGGAAAGAUCAGUUUUGAGUUAAUGAGGGAACCUUGUAUCACACCGAGCGGCAUCACAUAUGACCGCAAAGACAUCGAGGAGCACCUACAGCGUGUCGGCCAUUUUGACCCCGUGACUCGAAGUCCCUUGACCCAGGACCAGUUGAUUCCAAACCUGGCCAUGAAGGAGGUGAUUGAUGCUUUUAUCCAAGAGAACGGCUGGGUGGAGGACUACUGAGUGCACACACACACACACACACACACACACACACACACACACACACACACACACACACACACACACACAGAGAGGGGAGGAGUGUGAGGGAUGGUCAGAGCUGCUUCUGGAUGUACAUAUGCACUUUAAACUUCGCUCUGACUUGCCCCCUAAUGCUGGACUCUCUCAGGUCUCCCUCUCUAUCUAUACUAUUUGUCUUAUUCUGUUCAUUUUAUCUCCUGCUGCUGUGUAUCCUCUCUCUCUCUGGCUCUCUCUCUCUCUGUUGUGAUGUAAUGUUGUAUCAGUUUGAACUGGAUAAAGGUGAUGGGUUUGUAGUUUACUUUCCUUACCUCUCUCUCUCUCUCUCUCUCUCUCUCUCUCUCUCUCUCUCUCUCUCAUGUGCCUCCUGUUGCCCUCUCAAGUGCGUAUGCUCAUUGCUGGACUAUGAGAGGACCAGUGACUCUUCACAUGUAAUAUAGGGAAAAAACACACUAUAAUAUACAGUGAGUGUGUGUGUGUGUGUGUGUGUGUGUGUGUGUGUAUACACAUCCAUGUUCAGCAGUCUGGAGAAAUAUGGAGCUAUGCUUAAGUGUAUAAUAAACAAGUAGAAUGUUAUUACGAUUUAAUUAAAAUGUUAGAAUUGUAGUUAAAUUGUAGUUAGCUGCAUUUGGGUCUGUGUGUCUGUCCCCUAAUCUAUGUUUUUACACGGCACCCAAUCAACCUCCACACACACACAGACAGACACAAGUGUUUCUAUCCAUCCAAGUUUAUGUUUUAAGCUCGUGAACUAAAUCACAGCUAACCAAUCAGAGAAAUCGGGGCGGAGUUUGAAAAUCACAAGAAGAUGCAAUCAGGGCUAACGGCAGACGGGAUCUCGAUCUCGGAGUGUGUGUGUGAGGGAUGAGCAUUAUGUAUUGGCUGCCUUGUUUUCUCUUAAACACACAAUGUUCUGCAGUUUGGUUUAAGUGGAAAAAGUUAAAUGUUACAGUUCAUUGCAAGUAUUCAAACAGGAAGUGAAAUGACCAGGCGCAUGUUAAAUAAAUCUUAUUUUUUCUAAAAA